Apis dorsata (giant honeybee) is the source of this 1730-nucleotide messenger RNA. RefSeq names its product arrestin domain-containing protein 17-like. The transcript has 7 exons. The coding region runs from base 105 to 1373 and encodes 422 amino acids. The record is from RefSeq and is a predicted model, not a curated record. Gene Ontology annotation, biological process: protein transport. Gene Ontology annotation, cellular component: cytoplasm. Lineage: Eukaryota; Metazoa; Arthropoda; Insecta; Hymenoptera; Apidae.
UUUCUUUUCAAACGUCAUACGAUAAUAAACUCGAUGUAUAUAACUCGAUAAAAAAGAUUCAUACGUAGUAAAAAUAAUUCUGACGUAAGUGGGAACAGUGCACUAUGCCGUCGUUGAAAACUUUUCGCAUAGAAUUUGAUAGACCAACGGCUACGUAUCUUAGUGGCGAAAUUGUCAGUGGAAAUAUUAUUGUGGACGUAAUAAGAGAGAAAGAAAUUAGAGGACUAAUUCUUAUUGCAACCGGCCAGGCUAAUGUAAGCUGGACCGAAUAUGAUCAUACAAGAAAAAAGAAGAACCAUACCCAUAAUAUUAUCUAUAGCAAUUCAGAAAAAUAUUUCGAUUUUAAAUACAAUAUAAUUCCUAAGCACAAAUCUAAUUUACGGAUCAAAAUCCCCUUUGGAUAUCACAAGUAUCCAUUUAAUUUUCAAUUACCUCAUAAUAUACCAAGCAGUUUCGAGCAUAAAUACGGACAUGUAAGAUAUACUAUAAAAGCCAUAAUGGAUAGACCAUGGAGAUUCGAUCAUCAAACCAAAAUAGCAUUCACAGUUAUUUCAACUUUGGACUUGAACGCACAUCGUGAAAAAUGCCUAGGAUUGGAUGAUGAAAUAAUAAAAAAUUUCUUUUUUUGCUGUUGCAAUCAAGGAUCAAUUAAUUUACAAAUUAAAGUACCAUCUUCUGGAUACGUUCCAGGCCAGUCAAUAAUCACAAUGAUGAAUUACGUGAAUUCCACAAAUAAUAUACAAAUAACGAAGAUCAGUACAAAAUUGUUACAAAAACUCAAAUUUUAUGCAUCUACGCCGCGCACAAGAUUGAACUUUAGUACUGUUGAAAUCGUAACUAAGGACACUUCAGAAUCGUUUCUGGCUCGUGGACAAACCAUAUCAGGGAUUUUAAUCCCACCUAUACCACCGUCCUAUUUGGAAUAUUGUAGCAUAAUAGAUUUGAAUUACGAAUUACUCGUUAUUGUACACGUUUCAGGACUGCAUUUUAAAAUGAAGAAAAAUUAUCCUCUUUUAAUCGGAACGAUACCACUCUAUUAUCCGCCUUCCGCACCAUCUCUGAACGAUAUAAAUGCAUCCACGACGACAUCAUUUCCAAUGCCGACACCAGGUCAAUUUGAUAGGUCGCAUCUUCCACCGGAAACUCAAACUAUUGCUUUCGUUUCUCCAGAACAACCCUUUGCUUCUUCAAGUAAUCUGGAUAUACCACCACCUUCCUAUGAAGAAUGCAUAUCUGGAACUCAGGAUAUCAUGGAUCAAAAUGACUCGCAAUAUGUAUUUGGUACGAAUACCCCUUGGGCACCUAGAUAUCCAGUAUUCAAUUAUCCACAAACAAGUAAAGUUAAAAUUUUCUUCUACAAUUUUUAUCUUUGAUCAUAAAAUAAGAUUUUCAUUUGUAUCUUUCUUCUUCAGAUAUAUAUUAAUGAACGAAAGAUCAUAACGAAUAUAAUAUCUGCCAAAGUUUUAAACUCAAAAAGAAAACAAGAAUCAACAAAUAUGAAAUAUAAUCCAACAUAACAUAGUAUGUUAUUAGUAUGUUAUUAUAUCUCAAUAAAAAUUCGUAAGAUAUUUUUAUAUAAUUUUAUCAUCAAUUAAAUUCAUCACAAGGCACGAGGGAAAAGCAACAGUUUUACGAAAAUGAUAUAUUUACACAAUUUAUUUUUAUAUCUCAACAUCGCCAUAUUGUAAUCAUAAUCAUCAUCGAGUCAUAUUAUAAUUAGCAAAAAAAAA